GCUACACGGUGCUCUCUUCCCCGCGAUCUCGGGGCAGACAUACGCAAUCUGUGGUGCUCGAGUCCCACCAAUCGGGGUACAUUGUCGCACAACCGAGCUGUGAUACUACAUUACUCCAACAACCUCCUCUCCUCUGCCUACGGUGAUCUGACCCCUAAUGGGCCGAAAUAUGCAGAGGACAAGGUCCGAAGUGCUUCUUUGGGCUAUGUAAGAUUACUCUGAUGGUCGGUGCGUUGAUUAUAAGAACUCGAGGAGGCUCACUUCGAGUUGACCGCCGUGGUGUCAACCAACUGCCAAUCCUUGCCACUAUCCCUCUGAACGCAGCGAGCAGACAGCCAUGAAACUGACCUUGUCCUUGUGGGCUGCUGCAACUACCGCUGCCGCUGCUCAGCAGCUGGCUUUCCCCGGCGCAGAGGGCAUGGGUCGCUUUGCAACUGGCGGCCGUUUCGGUGAAGUCUUCAAGGUCACCAACCUCGCCGACUCGGGCGCAGGCUCUCUGCGCGACGCCGUCUCUCAGCCAAACCGCAUAGUCGUUUUCGACGUGGGCGGCGUCAUCAACGUGGAAUCGCGCGUAGUCGUGUCCAAAAAUGUGUACAUUGCUGGCCAAACGGCACCAGGCGACGGAAUCACAGUGUAUGGUGACGGCUGGUCCUGGUCCAACGCCAACGAUGCCAUCACCCGCUACAUUCGUAUCCGCAUGGGUCGUGGCGGCGCAUCAGGCAAAGACGCCAUCACCAUCGCCGAGGGCGCGAGGAUGAUUUUUGAUCAUGUAAGCGUCUCCUGGGGCCGCGACGAGACGUUCAGCAUCAGCGGCACCGCAGUCAACGUCACCGUCCAGGACACUAUCAUCGCCCAGGGGCUGGAGACGCACUCGUGCGGUGGCCUCAUGCAGACGGAUGGAGGCAUCAGCCUGUUCAGGAAUCUCUACGUUGACAACAACACGAGGAACCCAAAGGUCAAGGGUGUCAACGACUUUCAAAACAACAUCAUCUACAAUUGGGGUCGAGGCGGUGGCUACAUUGCGGGCGAUUCCGCCGGACAGAGCUACGCAAACAUCAUCAACAACUAUUAUAUCUCGGGCCCAAGCACCAGCGUUACAGCGUUCACGCGCGGUAACCAGAACUUCCACGCCUGUAGGAAACCCUGCCCCCAUGGCGACCAGAGCUUCAAUCCACUGACGGGGAGGAUAGACGUCAAGGACAACUUCUACGAUCCCAACACCAACGGCGAACUUGAUGGUUCAGCCUUGUGCGAGUCGUCCACGUGUUACUCCGACAUCGACUUCCAGGACUCUCCCUUUAACUACCCUGGUCCAGAGACUCUGCACUCUCCCCAAGAGGCUCUCGACAUUGUGCUGGCCAACGCUGGUGCAUCAAUCGUGCGAGAUAGCAUUGACACAACUCUUGUCAACGAGGUCCGCUCGUACGGUCUCGAUGGAAGCCUCAUCGCCAACGAGGACGAGGUGGGUGGCCCGGGCGUCAUUGCUGGUGGGAAUGCGCCGACGGAUUCGGACGGGGAUGGCAUCCCCGACGAGUGGGAGAAGGCUAACGGGCUCGACCCGAACAAUGCGAUGGACGGCAUGGCCGUCGCGGAAAAUGGGUACACAAACCUGGAGAACUAUAUCAAUUCCUUGGUCUAG
Molecule: messenger RNA, 1639 nt
Organism: Emericellopsis atlantica
Lineage: Eukaryota; Fungi; Ascomycota; Sordariomycetes; Hypocreales; Bionectriaceae
Product: fibronectin
Exons: 3
Coding region: 338-1639 (433 amino acids)
Source: RefSeq, a predicted model, not a curated record